This is a messenger RNA of Cladocopium goreaui, 8511 nucleotides long. Lineage: Eukaryota; Dinophyceae; Suessiales; Symbiodiniaceae. The record is from the annotation of a GenBank genome assembly.
AUGGCGAACAAAGCACCAUGGAGAUGCGCUGGAUGCAGGCAGCUGAGGAAACACACGGCAGAAUACUGUCCGGUCUGUCAGCUCCCAUGGCAGAGCACGAUCGACAGGAGCUACGUGCACAACCCUGGAGUGCGACAGAAUACCUAUGCAUACUGGUCGCAAGAUGCUACCACAUGGGGAGGGCAUCAAGAUUCAUCAAGUUGGACCAGACCAAGAUCCAAGAGCAGGGCACACACACCGAGAGGACGGCACAGAUCGAAAAGUGCGAACGAUCGCUCUCAAGGCGAUGGCAAGGGACAGCAAGCACAGCCGCCCAAUGCCUACUACGGCAAAGGACAAGGCAAAAUCCCGAUGCCACCAUUGCCACCGCCUACAACGCCUUGGACGGGGUACAACAUGCAGAACAUGCCAGGGAUGCACUUUUCACAGCAGAUGCCUCACAUGCAGCCAGUGACACCUCAAGCAAUGGCAGCGGCUCCACUCACACAAGGGCCGCAACAGCCAUUGGCGCCCCUUGCCCCAGUGUUACAUCCUUCCAUGCCUCCACAAAUCAGUGUGGAAACAGCUCAGAAGGAGUUCAUCGAGAUGGCAAAGGCGCGACAGAUGGAAUUGCCCCCAGACAUGAGACAACGAGUACAGAGAAUGUCCAAGUCCGAGGGGGCGCAAGCUACAAAGGACCUUCACACGGCAGUGAGGUCUUUGGGAUUUGCAAGGAAAGAUGUGGAAGAAGCGCUACAAGCCCGUUGCAAUCUGAUCACGUCAUGGAAACAUUUUCUGGCAGAAGCAGUGCAACAAUGGCAAGGCUAUACAACGCUCUUCCAACAACAAGAACAAGAACUUCAGGCACGCAUUCAGCAAGCUCAUGCGGUCUUUGCUACGGCCAAAGAACAAGCAGAGCAAUCCCAGGCCGAGGCUGGGAAGAUCAGUACCAUCGAGAUUGUCGACGACGAGGAGGAGUUGAAGGGAGAACAAGCAUCAGUGGAGAAAGCGUCAGGACAGAUCCAAGAGGGCCUGACCCAUCUCACAGCUUCACUACAACAACUUCAAGCCAGCGCGGAGGCGAUCGAAACGAUGGAGAAGGCCGCCAAACGACCAAGAACCUCCGAGAAUGCAGCCAACGACGAAGCUAUGGAGGCAAAAGGAGACUUCGCUCCGGAUGGAACCAAGCAUUGGGACAGUUCCACCCCAGCCAUUAUCAUGAAGUGGAACAACCGUGCAGUGUGCAAUGAAGUAUUUGUUUCUGAAUGGCAAGCGAUAGCAAGUGCUCUUCGACUUAGCCGAGAACUUCUCAUGCCACUGUCUCCUGCCACAACACGGUCCAACUCUGCUAGUUCCCAGUGCAGAGAUGCGGCCUUGCAUCAACUUGAACAUUCUACUACCAAAACCAGCCGGCGGAGCUCCCUGCGUGUGGGUUUUGCAGAGGACCUUGAGCUGUGGAUUGGCAUAGAGGAUAGCAUGAAGAUGUACAAGUUGAACGUUCCGAUUGAAGUGGGUGCAACUCGAACCACUCCGUGGAGCUGCCCCAACACACCCUUUUCAGAAGAUGCCCAUCGUGAUCAACGCUUUGUUGCACACUCUUCCUCUGAUGGGCACAUCAACAUCCAACGUUUGUCCUCAAGACCCACAUGGGCGAGUGGAAUUGAGGCCAUUUUGAAUGAAGAAGGUCAGGUCGAUGAGAGCGAGGAGGACAUGGUUGUCUAUUUGACAUCAUAUUUCAUUAGUCACCGUGAUCUUCACCGUCAUGCUGAACCGCGAAUUCUUAGAUUUGAUCGAGAGGUUGAAGAAUGGGAAAGAGAAGUAAGGUUCAUGUGGGAGGAUCUCGUGGAUCAUGAUGCUGCCAUUGACGUAGUGAUCGUACGGCCAGACCCGCCACGAGUAGUGUAUCCAGGCACAGCUGCGACAGUCAUUGUCCAUCAACAUUUUCGACAUGAUCGAGCAGCAUGUCUGAUCUCAACUGCCCACAUCAUGGACCCCACCACAAGAUUCUCGGUGAGUGCGCAUUCCACUGAGACCCAUCUACUACCUCAUCAAGUUCGACACUUAGCAGAAGUAGAUCAACUCUGUCGUGAACGUGCUCGACAAGGAGCAGGCCAAUGUGACGUCUACAUUGGACACCAUGUCCAGCCCGAAGGACAAGCGAUUGCGAUCUUCCAUGGUCUGGCAUUGCACAUUCGUGAGGAUAUCCGACGCACAAUCAUCUUCACGCUGGAUGGCCGAGCUUUUCCUGCAUCUUUGUCCUGGAAUGACCCGGAAGAUCAACAUGCAACAGUGGCCAGACUUGGAGGCCUCCAUGAAGGACAUAUAGCUCAACUAUGGCAAGUGACACAUCGACCUCAUGAUCUGAUUCGUCUCAAUCUUCAGUGCAAGAUUGUACAAUUACGAACAGAACCAAGACCAGCCAGCUUCAUGAAGAUCAUUCUGAUCGACAUUGACAUCUACUCCACGCAGAGUCUCCAACCCUUUGCCAUGAGACGACAGGCGCGAUGGAUGCCACGAGUCAUCAACAGGAGAUCAGUCUUCAGACUCCUUAGUCUUGAUGAGCAGUUCCAGGAACAAGAAGAACAUUGCUACUUGUGGCACAACCAUGACGCAAUUGCGGCCUCCCAAAUCGCACCACUCCGGCUUGAAGAUGGUGACUACAUCCAGAUUCACAUCGGCGAGAAGAUCUCCUCUUUGAGCUGCGAUUCUGCGUCCAGAGAAGCCAGCAACGGUACAGGCAAUGAAAGCUGGAAUCCUCCAGAUGUACAAGAUGAAGAUGAACACAUUGAGCUCUUCCAGCGCAGUAUUGCCCAACUACCUAAAGUAUGGCAAACUCUCCAGCGGCAACUGCAGCAGACCCAACUCAAGGUGGCGCCUGAGCAUGCACGAGCCACGCAAUCUCUCUCUACUACAAGCAGAAAUACACAACAAGCUCUACGACCUCGGCGAUUGAUCCAUUUCCAACCUGAUGAUUUGAGGUCUGUUCGAAUCAGAGCUGAUUCCACAUCUUGGCUUGAUGAUAUCUUGGAGCCAUGGGAAGAGGAUCUCGACCCUACGCUGGAUGUGGUCAUACAUCUGGUGCAGCCGCAACCACCAUGUACCCAUAUGGAGUGCGUCUUGGCCCACCUGAUCAUUGAACAAUCGCACCGUCGAGAACAUACCAUUGGAUUGAUCUCCAUUGUGCGGCAAGGCCAUCGACAAAUGAGAAUCAGACACGCAGCCUAUUCUUUGCCUGAACUGCUGAGCAGAAACUAUGUCCUGCGUAUCAGUGAGGUGUAUCAAGAAUGCCAAAGUCAUCCUCUCUAUUGCAGAGUGCAGCAGGGCAUGAUCCCAUUUGGACUCUUCAACAUUGAGGAGAUACCCAGAGCAGUGGGCAUUGUUGUUGAAUUGCCCUAUGUUGCAGAGCCGCAGUCCACAUUACAUGAUGGCACUGAGCUCAUGCAACGCACCAUCACUAGAUGGCAGAGACGUGCACAACCACAACAAGAGAGCUCGGACGCAUCCAGCACCGGAGGAAGCUGCGAAGGAUUCAAUUUCAAUCCAGAUGCUCCAAGUUUCGUUCCUCAACCAGAUCUGAACUCAGUCCCGGAGUCAAUUGAAGAGCUUCACCAACACUGGCAACAAACCGCAUAUGCAUGGGAAGGCGAAUCAGCUUCAACAAUGGUGAUGACAUGGUUCGUGGAUCAAUUCCACCCAGGAUAUCGUGUUUGCCUUCAACCAAGGCCGGUCAGGCUCUUCGAAGAUUUUACCCAAUGGGAAGUUCAAUUGAGGAACGUGUGGCGAGACAGAUCACUGCAAGGUGCACCCAUCAUGAUUCAUGUUGUAGAGCCGCCACCGCCACAAGUACACCCAGAUAUCGCGACUCACGUGCUCUUGGUCCAAAACCCCCAAGACACCAUGUCGACGAUUGUGCUCACUGGGGUGGAUAGCACUGGUGCACGGAAUCUACUAUUCACGCAAAUGGCAGUGACCAUGCAAGAAAACUUUGUGCUGGAUCCACUACUCAUGCUGAUUGGCCUUGGACAUCAAUGUUUAUCGCCUGGCACGCAGUAUCUCUGCAUGGCCUGGUAUGGCAACACAGCCAUCCCGAUUGGAACACCGUUCCCUAUUCGAGAUGGCUAUGGAAUCAUUCUACGAGUGGGAUUCCGACCAGUACAACCUGUACCUGCUGAUGCAAACGCACUUCUCCAAACCGCUCUAUGUGGUGAGAAGCGCCAAGAGACUUCGGCAGAAUGCCGAUCUGGCACCUGCGAGCGCCUAACAGCUGCUACGGUGGCUCACGAGCAGCGGCCGCAGGAAGCCAAAGAAGGGGCAUCACAGGAGCUCUCAUCAAUGCCGAUUAGCAUUGAGACCCUUGUCCCUGUACAGAACCAGCAGGUCGCAAUCACCCUCUGGCAUGAACAUCCAGAAGCAACGCAACCGCCAUUUGUGGUAGUGAAUACCGAUGCACAAGAACAGGAAGUUUCUGAGGCGCUUGAGGAGUGGAACAUCACUGGCCCUUACGUAUUUCAACCGAACCACCAGAUUGCAGUGAUUCUGGAGACCAAGCAAAAAGAACGCACAGACUGGCCCACACAGCAGCAACCUCAAAGGAACCACCGACCGAUCUUCGAUGGCAGCCAAGUCGAAGACAGAGUUCCAUCAACCAUGCUGACAGUGGGGGUCACUAUACCAGAGCUUCAACAUUUUUUCAAUCCUGCAAAUCAUCCACUACAUCGAGAUCUGAGUGGCUUUGAAAUACCUGAGAUUUGCCAACAACUCAUUGAAGACUGCGUGAUGCACCAACGCAUUGAUCGUUUGCUCAUCUAUGCGGAUGGAUCAUCACAGAGCAAGUACAAACGUAAGCCUCCGCUGUGGAUUGAAGAACAUGAUAUCAGCGAUUCGUGGUGCUUUGCAGUCUUCGGCGAGAACUAUGACUCGGACAAGCUCAUGUUCAUCGGCUUCCAAUGCCAACAAGUAUUGUACAAUGAAGCCGCGCCCCAUCACUUGGGAACGGCCCAUAUUGGCGCAGACGCUGCAGAGUGCGAAGCAAUGUGCUGGGCUGCACUGUGGCGACUAGCACAGAAUCACCGCAUCCCCACUGUCUUCUUGACUGAUUCCCAGCUCACUCGAGGACAGGCCAAUGGAGACACUGGAGCCAGUACGACCAGCCUUCCCUUCCGCACUUUGCGUGGCCUCUUCCAAGCACUUCAAGCUGUGUUGCCUGGAGAUCAGCUGAAGAUCCAACACGUCAUGGGACAUGCGGGGGAUGCUGGCAACGAGUUUGUCGACUUCUUUGCCAAGAUUGAAGCAAUCCACAGUCUGCACCUGCCAAGGCAGACAUUCGAUUCUGGCCGAUGGCUCAAAGUCAUUCCAUAUCUUUGGAUGAUUUUGCAUCAAGCAGUUGAUCUACCUCCACUGACGACCCAGGGAUUUGACAUCAGUGCCCCAGAAUUACCUGCACUUGGUGGACAACUUCGACAACCAGAUAGAUCAAAGCAAGCUCCAACUGCCAGACUGCAACAAGUUAGCCUCAGUAUAUGCAGCGCCAAUGUUCGAUCUCUCUACACCAAGCCGCAUGGUCAUGCCGGCAAAUUAGAUUUUUUGCGCGGCCAAAUGAAGCAACUGCAGCUCAACGUGGUUGGGAUCCAAGAGGCUCGCUCACAUGCUGGCCAAAGUGCAGCUGACCAAGUACUUCGAAUUUCAGGAGGAGACCAACAGGGACAACUUGGAGUGGAACUAUGGGUCAACCUGACACAACCAUAUGCAUAUCAAGGACGCACCCCAGUUUUCUUCCAGAGAAUGGACUUUGUUGUUGUGGAAGCCACACCAAGAACCCUUCUGGUGCUACAUGAUCAUCCGAGCCAUCGCUUCUGGUUUCUCGUUGCGCAUGGGCCUCAAAGUGGACGUCCACAAGAAGAACGAGAGGAAUGGUGGAUGCAUCUCACCACGCUGCUCUUUCAGCAUGUUCAAUCAGACAAGAUAUUCAUCUUGAUCGAUGCCAAUGCGGCGACUGGACCACGAGAUGACAUCCACAUUUUUCAACAUGAUGAUCGCACCUCAGUCAACACCAAAUACUUCACGGAGUUCUUACGUGAGAUGGACCUGGCUGUACCUUCUACAGGUGCUCGACAUGAAGGCCCUCAUCACACUUGGACUAGCCCGAUUGAUGAAGAACAGUAUCGGCUAGACUAUGUUCUUCUGCGCACAGACAUUGUGGGUGAAAGAGGACCUGGAGUCCAAAGAUCGUCCAUUACAUAUCAGAAGAUGCACGAUGCUCUCACGGAUUACCAGCCUUUGCCCUGGGCACAAGAUAUUGAGACGCAGGUCAACCACAUGAACCAAUUUGUGCACAACAGAUUACGCAAACAUUGUAGCAGACAGGAGGCCGCACCGAAGAAGCAAUGUCUAUCUGGAGAAGUUUGGAAGCUUCGGUCCCAACGAAUCCGAACCAAGAAGAAUUUGGUGGAAGUACAACAGCGCCUGCGGGCCGAGCUUCUCUUCAAAGCCUUGUUCAGCUGGCGCAAUCAUGCGGAGACCCAUGAUGCCGACACAGCCAGCUACAUGACCACGUUGCUUUGUGGGAAGCUACGCAUUGUGGCAUGUCUACAUCGACUGGACAGAACAUUGCGUCAUGCACUGCAACAAGCCAAAGGCCGUGCAUUGGACGAACAGCUCAGACAAAUGCCACAUGACACCGCAGCGUCUACAGUCUUGCAUGAGAUCAAACAGAUCAUCAGCACCACCAACUUCAAGAAAAAGAAGAGUACUCCGCUACCACUGAUCAAUAGAACCGAUGGCACGCCAUGCAGAUCGAUUCAAGAAGUUCAAGACAGGCCAGGCGACCCGUUUGCAGACGUGGUCUUUGGAUACUUGUUCUCAAGAAUCCUUGGUGUGGUAGAACAAAAGCUCAUCCAGGAGCAGCUCCUAGACCGGAUCCCAGAGUACAAAUCUGGCAUUAGCCUUGUGCGAGAGUGGUUCUAUAUCACAAGAUUCCACAAAAAGUAUUGGAAGACCCUGGUCCAUAGAGCCACCAUGCUGGACAUCCUGAAGAACAGCGACAACUGGCAGCUCCGACAGGUACACUUCCAUGUCUUCGACCAUUUGCAAUCGGUUGGAGAACUCAACAGUCCUCCGCCUCGACCGGAAGUCACGCCGGCCAAAGGCAUUGGUUCGCAACAUAAUGCUGUUUUGAAACAACGACAUGAUGGCCUGUUGCCUUAUCAGCCAGCUGCCGGACCUCCCACAAGACCCAUGCCACUAAUCGAUGCACAACAUCAUGAUCUUGAAGCGUAUGAGAAGAUUGCUCUUGAAUGUUUCGAGCAGGGCUGCCAUGGAAGAGAUCAUCUCCGAGGACAGUUGUUUGCCAUUGUCCAAGGACUCGAAAUUUCCUGGACGUCACUGAAUCGGACAGUGGAGCAGCUCAUCCAUGACUUCACGGAUGAAAAUUGUGAGCUUGUACAGCUCUCCAAAUCAGAUAUCCAUCAUCUUUUGGGAAGUCUCCGCGAUCCGACACAUUGGCCAUUCUUGACCGACAAUGCCGGAGAUCCUGAACCUGGACAUCGCGUCGAGCCCCUUGAGACGUAUGAGGUAUGGAGCGAACGCUUAGCACAAGAUUUCUCGCAACAGCCUUGGCACCCUGAUCAAGCACGACCCCAUCGACCCUUUGCAGAGCGCAUUAUCCUUCAUGCCUAUUCAGGAAGAAGGCGUCAUGGGGACGUACAAUGGUUUCUCGAAGAGUGUGCCGCGCAACAUCCUGAUGUGAUCAUGCACGUUAUUUCAUUGGACAUCGUCAUCAACUCGCACUAUGGCGACAUUGGACGAGAGGAAGUGCGUGCAAGAUGGUACACAGGCAUGCGGCAAGGCUAUGUGGCUGGAUUCUUGAGCGGACCCCCAUGUUGCACAUGGUCCAAGGCCAGGGGGAAACAAUUGAAGGGUAAAUCCUCCAAGGGCCCACGAGUUCUUAGGGAUUCGAACCAUCUGUGGGGUUUUGACUCAGUCUCCAUUAAAGAGAUGUUGCAAUUGAUGGAUGGCCGCCAAUUGCUGGGCUUUAGCGUCAUUGCCAUGACCAUCCUGGCCACGACUGGGGGAGCCGCCAUCCUGGAACACCCAGCAGAGCCAGAAGAGCAGGAGCUGGCAUCGAUUUGGCGCCUUCCACUCCUUCAGCUUCUGAGUAGAUUGCCCGGCAUGCAGCACCUCAACAUGGCACAAGGCCUGCUAGGCGCGCCCAGCCCGAAACCGACGGGCCUUUUAGUUUUGAAUUUACCAUCGCUACCCAGCUGGCUGGUUCGUUGGGCUGUCUGUCCGGAUCUGCCCAAAGGACGCAGUAUCGGAACUGACGAGACUGGAGUGUACAGAACUGCGGAGCUCAAGGAAUAUCCGCCAGCAAUGUGUGCAGCGAUGGCACAUGCAUUUACUGAUGCCACACUGACAGCAAUCCAUGCGGUGCCGGAACAGCAUGUAGAGCACGUACCGCAGGACUUUUUGGACUUAUGCCAAACCAUGGUGAGUCAUGAUUUUGGUGUUGAGUACGGCCCGGAUUGCGUGCAGUGA